AUGGGCAAGCAGCCGUUACAUUCCAAGGAUCCUGAAGUGCAUGCACUUGUAUAUUUCAUAGAUCAGUGUGAGCCACUUGAAAUCGACAUUCCAUUACCUGCGCAAUGGUUAUCACGUUGUCGACUCAUGGUUUUCGAACGGACACAGCAGCAUUUGGUCGUUUUCAAUAAAACACUCACCAAAUUGGUUUCAGUAAAGAUCAUAAUUUCAGGUGAUCACGAUCAAUAUGCAGGCGAACGAGAUACUGAGAAACAGAAAAUAAGAAACAUUCGAAAUGACACAUUACAUUCUAGUCAGGUAAAAGCAGACCAACUUCGAGCUUGCAAAGACUUUCAGCAUGCAUGGAAGAGAGAAUAUGAUCUAAAGGAAGAG
This is a messenger RNA of Paraglomus brasilianum, 372 nucleotides long. The record is from the annotation of a GenBank genome assembly. NCBI's taxonomy places the organism in Eukaryota, Fungi, Glomeromycota, Glomeromycetes, Paraglomerales, Paraglomeraceae.